ACCUUUUUCGAUUCCCAGAGUAACCAACCUCUCUCUCCAUCGUCUUCUUCGCGCUCGUCUGCUUCCAGUUUCGUAUAACAAAAUAAAUGGCUAAUCGCGAAGAUACUUCCUCAGCGGAGAUUCGCUGCGUCUUUGUAGAAACCAACCUCGACACUUGUCUCGCGUUACCCGUACAUAAAGAUGAAAUCAUCUCCGAUUUCAAAGACAAAUUACGCAAGGAGCAUAAACAAGCUUUCCCAAAAAUUGGAGAAAUCAAUGUUUCUGCCUUGAAGGUUAAACGACGAAGAAAGUUUUAUCAUUUCUCAGAAUCUAUGAAUGUGUUUAAGGCUUUUGAUGGGAUUAGUACAGACUGGUUUAUGUAUGUUGAUGCUGUAAGAGUUGAGAAAGAUGAGGUGCUUACUAUAAUGGCUGCUGAUGAUAAUCGUUCAAACCUUGAGUUGGUUGAGAAGGAGAAAGAGAUUGCUAAUGAUGGUUCAGUACUUGUUGAUGUUGUGCAUUCUAAGGCCUUGGUUCUUUACCAAGGUUUAGAAACUGAAGUAGUUGAGAGGAAGACGAGGAAGAGGAAGAUUACAAGUUCGGAUGGGAUAACUAGUCGAAAGAAAUCCAAGGUUGAUCUUAUUCAAUCUCCUGUUGAUACAGCCGAGUUAUGUGGAAGAGUACAGGUUGAUGUUGCCUCUCACUCUUGUCUAGUUUCACCAAGAGAAAAGCUAGAUGGUAUCCUUAUGGGAACAGACAUUGAAAGCGGCGAGACAAACGGCGUUAGUAUGGGAGAGAAUCAGCAAACUUCUGAUGCGGACAGGCUAUUGGAAGAGAAAAUUCUCACUGUCAACUCAGAGCUUUUAGAUGGGCAUACCAGGGGUGAGAUGGAGGAUGUGCCAGACAAUCAAACUGUUAAAGAAGCUCUAGAAAAGCUAGAUGAUCUUACCGGAGAAAUGGAGCAAGAUACUGAAAAGAGAGGAGAGAUUGCCGAUAUAGUCAUGAUUGACCAAGAGAAGGAUCUUCCACCUCCUUCAGAAAUUGUAGAUGGACAGAUUACAUCACAAGAUGAUGAAAGAGGUGAGGGAAGCAGAUUGACUCCAAGUGCUAUCAAUAAUCUUCAAACUGCUGAAAACCAGUUGGAAGUUAGCAGUAGUUUGACAACUGGUCCAGCUACAGAGAAGAAGAGAAAGCGAACGAAAAGCUCUAAAGAUCACAUCAAUCAAUCUACUGCUGCCGUAACUACAACUUCAAGAACAAUUGUGAAUGAGAUAACUUCAGAAAGAGAGACUCUUGGAAAUCCUCUUUUAGAAGCAGUUGAGAAAGAAACUGGGAUGGUUGAAAAAUCUGUUGAAGAUGUGGGAAGAGAGAAAAUUAAAGCUGAUAAUAUAGCAAGCCACCAGGAAAGUCAUUUGGAGGCUAACAGCGGUUUGACAACCAGUCCAGUUCCAGAGAAGAAGAAAAAGCUAAAGAAGUCCUCAAAGGAUCACAUCAAUAAAUCUACUGCUACUUCUGAAUCUAUUUCAAUCUCGAGAGGAGAAAAGCCUGCCGAUACUCUUGUAGACGCAAUACAAAAUGAAAAUGAGAUGGGUGACAAAUUUGUCAACAAGGUGGGAAGUAGAGAAGCCACAUCUAUCGAUGCUGAUAAAAUACAAGAUGCAAAUAAUCUAGAAGUUGCUAGUAUGAUGAGCACCCCGACUGCCUUGGUCCAUGAAUCCAAAACGUUGGACCACAUUCCGAAAUUUACGGAUGAAAGCACAUCCCAUGAACAUGAAGUUUCUAUGGAAAAGGGUGAAAUAGAUGCUGAUAAGGCUAAAUCCGUGAAGUCUACUAAGAAGAAAAGUUCAAAAAAGGUGAAGACCCCAGCUAAAGAAGACACUCUGGUAGAUUCUGGUGCACAGAAUGUUGAACCUGUUAAAGAUGGAGAGGGAGCUGAGAAUGUUAUCAGAAAUGUUUUAGAUUCUUUGCAGCAAAGGAACGAAGUGGAGGAAAAUCUAACCAAAAGUGAAAAGAAAUCAAGCAAGAGAUCGAAGAAGAAAGACUCUUGGAACCUUGUGGAAGAGGUCGAAGUAGUAGAGUCUUUGCAGCAAAAGAACGAAGCUGCAGAAAAUCUUGCAAUAAGUGGGAAGAAAUCAAGCAAGAGAUCGAAGAAGAAAGACUCUUGGAACAUUGUGGAAGAGGUCGAAGUAGUAGAGUCUUUGCAGCAAAAGAACGAAGCUGCAGAAAAUCUUGCAAUAAGUGGGAAGAAAUCAAACAAGAGAUCAAAAAAGAAAGACUCUUUGAACACUGUGGAGGUUGAGGCCCAAGUAUUGUCAGUUGAGGUAAACGAUGCUUCUCAGGUUGAGGCUUCUCCCAUCAACAACCUAGAAGACACUGAUGCAUCAUUCACGCCAGCUAAGAAGAAUACUGAGAUCAAUGCUUCACAUUUGAAUAAGAUUGUUCAGGUCGACGAUACUAAUGAGGAUAUCAACCGUUCCAUGCAAACUCUAAUUGAGAACGUUGACAUGGGCGACAAUUUUGGUUCUAGUCAAAAGGAUAAUAUUGUUGGUGGUGGUAACAAGAAAGAUCAAGUGGCUGGUAGAACUAAAUCUAAAAAAGAGAAAAAAAGCCUUGAUGGUUCCAUCGAUGGUGCAAUGAGAAAGAAAGGCGCAGUCAACAAAAAGAAGGAAGUUGUGGAGAAAUGCUCUACUCUGGCCACAGUGAACAAGAGUAAGAAGAAUGUCAACAACAAGAAAGAAGUUGUGAAGAAAAGCUCUAACUCAGUCACAGCGAAGAAGACUAAUUUCUUCAAGGAUGCCGAGAUGUCAGAGGAUGAAUCUAAGACAACUUCGCAUGACUCCACUAAAACUCCAUCAAUUAAUUCAUCAGACAAUGAUAGUGAUGUAACUUCUUCUAUGUUUAGGAAGCAAGGAAACAAUCUGGUUGGAGGAACCAAUAUGUUUUCGGGGAGCCUGCAGGAUAUCCUAAGAAGCUCAAAAAGUUACAAGGUGGCGAAACUUACAGCUUCUCAAUCACAACCUGAAGAAUUCGUGGAUUUUGUCCCAGAUAGCCAAUUCAACUAAGUUUUAUGUACUAUCCUUCUGGAUCCAAUUUUGACCAAAACCUGAAAAAAGAUGCUUAAAUCUUCCAAUCACGGUUUUGCUUUUUUUUAAUGUAAGAUUGGUACGCUGCUUCUUCUCUCUGACAUUUUAUGUUAAUCAGGAGUGCUUCAACAUGUUAAAUCAGUAAUCACCUAUAAUCUU
Messenger RNA from Camelina sativa (false flax), 3218 nucleotides. RefSeq lists its product as uncharacterized. The record is from RefSeq and is a predicted model, not a curated record. NCBI's taxonomy places the organism in Eukaryota, Viridiplantae, Streptophyta, Magnoliopsida, Brassicales, Brassicaceae.